Molecule: messenger RNA, 10182 nt
Organism: Eleginops maclovinus (Patagonian blennie)
Lineage: Eukaryota; Metazoa; Chordata; Actinopteri; Perciformes; Eleginopidae
Gene: cplane1
Product: ciliogenesis and planar polarity effector 1
Exons: 50
Coding region: 222-9731 (3169 amino acids)
Biological process (GO): cilium assembly
Cellular component (GO): ciliary transition zone
Source: RefSeq, a predicted model, not a curated record
UUCUGGCUACUGAAUCGGAGGGAGUUUCGAAAUAUUUCAUGAUUAGUUACGGGAUAACACGUAUUCAAAUAGUUCUAUUAUUAUUUGCAACGCAAUAUUGUGACCAUUAAAACAUUUAACUAUGGCUAAUGUAGUUAAAAUGCUCAGGAAAAUCCUGUAACCACGAGAACCCCUUUCUGAGGACUUAAAUCAAGAAGAAUACCUGAUGCUGUCUUUAAAACAUGGAGCUGAAGUUGGAGGUUGUUUUGUCAUCCAGCAUCAAACGAAAGAAACCAUGGCCGCGCUUCUGUUGGCUUGGGAAGGAGAAGGAGUCUGUGUUCCUGUUGGAUGACAAACGGAUCAGUGAGAUCAACAUGGUGUCUGGUCGCACCAAGAAGAGGACUCCUAAACUCCAUCCUUUACUCAACAGCGUGGUGACAAUGGCUUCAUCCCACAGUGGUAUGUGGCUUUGUGGACUUUUGGUCUCAGGAGAGCUGUUUCUGUGGAACAGGGAUAAAGACUUGUUGAAGACGGCUGCAGCAGUCCCAGAAGUAGUUCAAAUGAUAACUGCUGGUCAAGGCAAUGCCACACGAUUCUCACUCCGGGUGUCAGGGGAUGGGAUGCGUGUGCUCCUGGUAGCCAUAACGGGGCAAGUGUUCCUGUGGGAGUGUAUGGAUAUCAGGGAUUUAUCGGGGGUACGAGAUGGCACAGUCAGGGGACACUGGGCACAUAUACAACCCUUAGAAGACUCCGUUCUGCCUUCUUCACAAGACAAAGAAGCAUCUGUACACACCAUCUUCGUCAAGACAGAGGUGAUGGGCGAUGCCUGCUUAUCAGCUUUUGUUUUCACAUCUGGGAAGAAGCUAAUCCUCACCUGCUUAAAAAUACAGUGGGAAGAGGCCAGCAUGAGAGCAGGUUCUGUGGGAUACAGCAUCAAGUGGGCCACCAAGACAUACCCCAUGUCUUGUCUCAGCUCUCCCUGCCAACCAGUGAAGUCCAGAGGGGCCUUGGUGCCAGCCUUCUCCCCAGACGGCUGCCUGUUAGCCAUCGUCCUGAAUCAGAGACAGCCUAAGGCCACGCAGGUCCUCUUUGUGAGCACACAGAACUUUGUCUCAAUAUCAAGUAGCCUUGGAGGAUGUGGAAGCAAAAAAAUGGAGAUCCCCUCUAAAUACAUAAGGUCCUACUGGGUGGGCAGUGUGAGCUGGUCACCAGGUGGUCUUUUCCUGGCCUGUGUCCUGAAGAGAGGCUCCCUCCUGAUGGUAGCUCGCCUUGGGGGGCUUCUCACUCUGGCAAGCUGUGGAUGCAAUGUGGACUUUGGGCCUGCACACUUCCUACCCCUGCACCCUCUCGUCACCUACAGGGCGCCAAUGUCUGCAGGGAGAGGGGACGGCUCUCUGUCCAGCUCUAGCCUGUCUGUGCGGGAUGUCCUGAGGCAGCGUUUUUCUGUAACCUGGCACCCCCGGCUGUUGUACCUCAUUGUGUCUGAUGGCUACAUGGCCACAGUCCUGCGGGUGCUGGAUAAGCCUUCUCCUGCCCUGUUGCUGAAAACACUUCUGAAUGACACAAGCAAGGACCUGGAGAAGGCCAGCCGGUUACUGGAGAAAUCUCAGAUUCAUGUGAGGGCAUGGUUGGAGUCUGUGUCUUGUCUGAAUGUUGACAGCAGCCUCCUCACAUGUGGGCCCAACACCGCAGACUCUGUGGUUUCUGUAGCCACAGACGGAUCCACUCUGCCACUUUUCCUGCAGGAUCACGGGACAUUAGGGGGUACCACGGAGCUUCUUGAAAGAGUACAGACUUUCUUUGAAGAUGACUCGGAUGUAGAUGGACCUCCUGCUGGCUCUCACAUGGAGGAUGGCGGCCGUCUGGAGUUUGCUUCAAUGUUCGACACACUCCAUGCCCUGGACACACAGACUGGACUUGUCACUAGCCCAGAUUUUGAAGAAGACUUUGUAGAAACAGAGAGAAAGACUUCUCUUCUUCACAGAGAGCUUGGGAGAAUCCAGACUAAGCUGUUGACAGCUUGGGCUUUUGGCAUGUCUCUCAGAAAUGCUGUGGAAAGCAGAAGUCGUCUGCUGAAGCACACGCUCUACUGUGUGGUGCGAUUCGCUGCUUUACUCCACUUGACCCCUCGCCCAGCAGGGAAAAAGAACACCUCGGUGUCUACUUUGCACCUUCUCACAACUCUUCUGCCUUUUCUUCCCUGGGAUAGCUCUCACUCAGAGCCUUGCUGUCUGGGGCUGAUGGUAGAGCUCAGUAAACGGCUGAUACGCCUCCUGCUGACCCCUCCCCCUGAGUCCCACCUGACCGGUCAUUAUCAGUUAUCCUCUCACAGUCUAUCAUCAGUCCUGCGUAUCCUGGAGCUGGUCUCUGAUUCGCUCGAUCAAGCCUACAGCCUAGAGCAAAGAUCUGUCUGGUCCUCUGUGGAGAAGGACUCUCUUUCCCUGCCACCACAGCUCUGGCACUCAGAUGUACACUAUGUGCCUCUGUUGCAGGAUGACAGGGAAGGGAAAUCCAGUUUUGUACAUCAAGGCCGACCUGUUCCCCAGCGAGCGUCCAGCAGGUUGUUGGGAGUGUGGCAGUGGGUCUACAAGAUCUCCCAACUGUAUACAGAAGAGUUAAAGAGCUGUGAAGGCUGGGAUGGCUGGGAGGAGGAACAGCAACAGUUGUCUGUCAUCAUGUCCCGGAUCCAAAUCGCUCUGCAGGCCACAGGAGAAAGGCUAGAGGAGGGUCCUGCACUGCUGAGUUACCCAGGCGAACAUCUCUUCCUCUGUGGCUCGUACCCGAAAAGUGCAGAAACCUUGCGUUCUCAAAUUUGUGAAGAGACUAACAGAAGCUGUGAUCGUAGCGUCUUCAAGGAGACGCGACUUUGUCUGGCCCUCCUCUACAGUCUGCUAUCCCAGUACCAUCUGAGAGACGCUCAGGAGCUGGGGGACCACAUGGCCCGUCUGAUCCUGGACAGGACCGGAAACCAGGAGGACACCCUGACCGGCGAAUCAGACCCUCCCCCCUGCCCGUGGCUGCCUGCAGAGCUUCACAGUGACGCAGCCUGUGCUGUGGUUCAGACCCUGGGGAGAUUCAUGGCUUCUUAUUUCACCAACCAACCCCUCUGCAUCUUGCCCCCUCACCAUGUGGCCGUUCUGCCUCCACUACACCUUCCUCAUGCCCCUGGUGUAGAGCGCCUGGUGCCACUGUGCCAGGAGGAGGUGUCGAGAGCAGUGCGGCAGCAGCAGCUGUCAGAAGUGUGGACAGUAGACUACGCCCAGGAGAUGCUGCUGCUCGGGGGGCUGCUUCCUGAGACUGUGUGGUUGGCUCAUCAUCUUGGGGACUGGAAGACAGCGGCCUCUCUGAGCCUGGCCUAUUCCAAUUACUGCACUGGCCACUUUGACUUCACUCGGCUCAGGAGGAGAGAGCUCCACCUCCCAGCUGCUUUAGAACCAGAAAGCAUUUUUCAGGUUGAGUUGGAGUGUCUUCUGCGCACGUCUGUCUCCCAAGAGUCCAUGGAGAAAGAUGGUGACAAGACCUUCACAGACCCCUCUGAAGGAGAAGACUGGGACUUACUACAGGUUUCCAUACAGGAGAUUCUAAAGGCUUCAGUCAUGUCUGGAGUGAAUGUUUUGUCCUCACCGUUGUCUUCCCUGCUGGAGACGGCCAAAGAGCUGUGUUCCUGCCUGCCGAUGUUGGUGCCAAGCGGAUUGUAUCUGCCCUCCCCUCCACUUUAUUGCCCUCAGCCUUCCCCCAACACACAGGACCCAGUUGGGACAAUAGGGCAGUUUGCAGAAGUGGCGUCACGUCACAGACUGUCUGGAGUUCUCCAAAGAUUACUGCUGCUUCUGAGAUCUGCUCGUUGUUGUCAUCCUGCCGCCCAGUGGUACAUCAGCCAUCUGCGCCGGGCCAGACGCGUUCUUCACAAGAUCAAGAAGAAGUACGCCUAUCCAUCAGCCAAGGAAGAAGAAAAGGCUUUCCCAGAAGGCCUGAUGAAGUUUGUCACCCGGAGUGGAUUCUUCAAACGGGGGCCGAACAAAGACGGUCACCUGGACCCCGACACUAUUCAAACUAUUAUGUGUUUCAGGGAGCUGUGUGGGUUGUGCUGGAUGCUUCAUGUCAGGGACCAGCUCUCCAUUUCCUGCAGGAAGUAUCAGGCCGCCCGACAGCAGAAUAGAGAUGAGCAGACCCCUGGCGAUUCAGAUGUGAGAUCCACCUGUCUAGAUGCUCUGCGCUGGGCCUGCCGGUUCCUGCCUUUCUCUUGCUUCCUCAACGCUGAGGAGAUCCUCCAGGACGUCCUGCUCAGCCUCGUGUCGGAACUUCCUCCUCUUUCUCUGGUGGCAGACACCUUGGUGCGCGCUUUCCCAGAGGAGGAGGAGUCAGUGAGAGUCCCUCUGAGAGAGAAGUAUAGCUGCCAGCUACAGAGAUUGAGGCCAUGCAAUGUCGUUGAUGGGGAAAAGGAAGAGGUGGACGAGUUGAUGAUGAUCGUGAUUCAAGACAAAUCCAGGCUGAGGAGAAAACACCUGGGGCGUUUGAGGAGGCACUUGGCUCCACCUGAGCUCCACCUGUGGGAGAAAGAGGAGGAAGUGGAGGACAGGGGAAGCAAACAUGGGAUUGCUGUGUUGAGGCAACUGUCACUGGGUACCAGUCUGAGCACCAGCACUUUGACUGACUGUGGGUUCCCGCCAGUGUGCAGCGAUGGAGACACAGUGGAAAACACGUCUGAGGCUGUCUCUCCUGAGUUAAGGGGCAAAAAGGUGAAAAACAGAAAACACGCAAAGAAGACAGCUGUUAGGAUCGAAAGUGUCAUUCAUGAGGAGAGUCAGCCAGGGGAGGCCAGCGAGCAGCCCUCUCUGCCGGUGGUCGGCACCUGGGAGUUUGAGCUGGAAGAUGAUGAGUACCUUAAUUUCCUGGAGCUCUUCCUCAGCUACGUGCUAGAGAAGGACAGCGCUGAUGGAGACUCAGCUGGUGAACUCCCUUUGUUAAAGGGUUUCUCCUCCCAGCUGCGGGAGAGAGAGUUGCAUUCCCUCACAUUCGAUGUGCUCACAACUAUUCACCGCCGUCAAAGAGACGUGCACCAUCCAGCGCGAAAAAACUCGGGCAAUGAUCCUCCGGUGUUCAGAGCUGGCAGCUGCUACAGACCUGUGAAGACCUCGGAGCCUCAGACGCCCUCCAGCUGGAGUGAAACUCCCGCAUCCAGAGCUGCUGUCACCUCUCCUCCCAGGCUGGCAACUGGCAGGCAAAAAGGUUUGUUUGGCCUCCGUCGGCAGGGGACUUUAGGCCAGAGAAUGAAGGGAGGGCUCUUUGGUUCUGACAGCAGCCCUGUGCGAAGUGCCUUCCCCCCCGAGCAGCCUUCACAGAGCUCAAUAUUUGGCUGCUCAACCUUUGUAGAGACUGUGAUUGAACUGCAGCAGGGCCUGGGCCCCAAACUGGAGACGCAGUUUCCAGAGCUGGGCAGGCUGCUGGAGUGGAUGGUGCGCUGGGCUGAUAGGAGGGUGCUCCUUGGACAUCACAGCAAAAAGAAGAAAGAGAGGGGAGGAGGGGAGGGAGGAACAGCAGAUGAAGGAGUAGUGAUGCGAGUCAAAGCCUCUGCGGCCGCCAUCCUCACGUCGCUCAACCUGCUGGAGCUCAGGUGCACCGCUCUGCUCGGGGCUGACCGCUUCAGCGCCCACAUCCAAGUUCCAGAAACACAGUGGGCUGUUUCCCCUGUGCUGCACCCUGAGGUGCACAGGAAUCUGGAGAGAGAGAGCAGUGUUGAUACAGGCUACCCUGGGUCUGCCCACACCCCCAUCAUUGAUCACAAUAUACAGCAUGGAGAAAUGUCCAUCAGUGGGUCUCGCACAGAUGAGCUGACUCUCCCUGAUGAGCACUAUCAACAACCCUGUGACGCUCAGCAGAUACAGUCAAGUUCACAACAACUAUGUCUUGAUGACUUAGACGUUACACCUGAAAAAGAAGGCAGAACUAGUGACAGCGAGGGCCUGGCUGUGUCGUCCUCUGUUUCCCAUCAGAGCUUCUCUGGAAACAUCUGCACACCUGAAACGAGUUUAAAGCUUGCUGACUUGGACCUCUCAGAGAAUGCUGAAGACUUGUCCAGCUCUACGUCUCUCCUUAGUCAUGCUAUAAGCCUGGAAGCCCCCCCACCCCCAGAUCCCCGAGCUGUUCCUCCUGUGCAGCCUGAGGCAGUCGCCGAUGCAGAGCCUUCAGGUUUGACUAGACUGCUGCUCCCCCACACAUCUGUGGAUCCUCCAAGCCUUCAACCUCAAAGCUCCACAGCUGGAGCAUCCACUGCAGCACCCUCAGCCCCCGAUCAGCCGUUAUUCAAUCUGACUUCGCCAAUGCGACAGCGUCUGGGGGAAGAUUUAUUCAGACUGGUUCAGCAUAUCAACUACAUGAGCCUGACGGAGGUUUUGGGCGCCACGUUUUCUAACCUCCAACUUGCCCAGAGAGAGAGCUCCUCUUUGGCCCAAUCUAACAUUACCACCUCACACCCUAAUGUGCCAUCCUCUUAUGCCAUCCCUCAACCGAAUGCCUUACCCCUUCAAAACACCCUUUCAGUGCCACCUCAGACACAUGUGCCAACUUCAGGAUCCAACAACCUCCAGUUCAGUCCGGCUCCUGCAUGUGUGUCUGCAGAACAGCCUGCCAUACAGAGCUCAGGGAAAACCUCCCACACAGGAGGACAGAAUCAUAUCAACGAGAAUCUAGCAGGUGUUAAUCAGGGAAUGCAGCCACUCUCUGUGCAGGCGGAGUCAUCAGAAGUACAGGGUGGGGAAAGCAGGAGGUUAAUCCCGACCUCACAGGGGCUUCUAGCCACCACGGACACAAGUCAUGCUAUUCCCAUUGCACCUGUGUUACCAGCUUCUGUUGAUAGCCUUCAAAGCGAUCCUGCUCCACAGUUCUUGGGCGUGAAGUUACUUCAGCUCCACCGUCCUUCAGCGCCCCAACAGAAUGUCCCACACCCUGCAACUACAGAGUCCCAUCAGCCUGAAGAAUAUAACCAAUCCACUGCAGUUCCAAAUAGAAACCUCAGCUUCAAUCCUCCACAUGAUCCAACUCACAGGAACUCUCAACCAAUCAGAGAGACAUCCGAGAGGGUACUACUUCCUCCUGGAUCACCAGCUCACACACCAAUGCAGGGCCUUCGUCUGCUGCACGUUCAGCCUCCUCCACAAAACAACACUUUGUUCCCAAAACUACCCUUACCAUCCUACUCCAGGCCUGCUGCUGUGAUGGUAGCUCCUGUGGGACAGGCACCUAUGAUCAAGCUCCUGCACAUAGAUCCUGGACCACACAGGAUGUUUCGCGAGGCAGCCCCUUCAGCCCCAUCAAUCCGUCUCAUGUCCAUGGAGGAGUUGACGGCUUCGGCGUUCAGGAGGCCGACUGCUGAAGAAGCUCGACUGCGGUUGCUCAGAGUGGAACAACCGACAGAAAGAAGGGCGACCACUUCUCCUAACUUUAACUCCAGCAAGAGGGAGAAAAGGAGAGAGAAGAAGGCAAGAGAAGCAGAGGUCACAUUCAGACCAGAUGAGUCUAUGAUCCCUACACUCGAGCCAGCAAAGGAGCCUGUACAGGAGGAGCCUCCUGCUGCAGAACGCAUCACAACCGGACAGGAUGUGGCUAAUUUUGCUCAAUUUGGGUCCUUUGAUUCUUUGUUGACGGGUCAGAGAUUAUUGGACAGGGCCGAAUCCACUUCAGCAGAGCUCCAUGCUUUUGCUUCCACGUGCAAAAAUCCCCCAGAGUGCCAUGACGCGUUCACCAACACAGAGCCAGAUUGCCCUCCUGCACUUGUGGAUAAAGCAGUGACAGCAUCUGUGACUGACGGUAGCCCUAAAUCACACAAGCAACUUUCUCCAGAAACAGAGGAGACCCUGCAGGAGCCAGAGAGGAACCUGGGUACGGAUGGCCGCCAGUUUAUCAGCAUCUUGGAUCUAGAGGAUAGAGCCCUGCAUCAGGACCUGCCACUCUGUCUCAGCCCGCGACACGAUGCUCCUUUUGUCCGUCCUCCUUCACCUACUUCUGCGGAGCUUCAUGUACUUGCAACUUCGGUUUUACGGAGUGCUGCUGCUGAUCCACAACCCGUAUACACACCGCUCCACUGGAGAUCUCACACAGGUAUCCCUGAGGAGUCUCCGUCACUCGGCCACAUUGAGCCCAGUCGAGAUCCAGAAAGAUUCUCUCCACAAGGCCUGGUAGAUCGGUCUGACUCUGAAAUCUGUCGAGCCAUAAGAACCCAGAGCAUUAGUUCCUCGUCCCCACCUCCUGCGGUCCAAUUCUCCUCCCGCCUGUCGGAACUGGACGCCCAGCUGGCUGCUCUACAGAACAUCGCAGACUGUCUGGAGAAAGACUUUUCAAACUCCAGGAUGCUGGUGAACACCAUUGAAAAUCUCACCCCAGUCUUGGCUCCUGGUGUGAAGACUACCACUGCAGUCAAAAAAACAGUCCGACUUGCAGUCCCACGGGAAGCAUGGUUACCAAGACUGGACCCUCUAAUUGAACCAAAUGCAAGUGAAGAGGAGGAAGAGAGUGUGCUUCAUAAUCACUCCUGGGCUCAUGAAAGGAAGCCAUCUUUUCAUCAUAACUCUCCUUCUGACAGCCACAGAGCUGGUCCUUCCAACCUUCACUCUCCUCCAAAAAUGAAAGAUCAGCUGCCUGACGUGUCCGGAUUAUCCUCUCUCUGGGCAGACGAGGAUCUGGGUCGGACCGGGUUAUCCGAUACAGCUGAAAUCUUAGACGAGUUGGUGAGGGAAGGGUAUUUAUCCCCGACUGACCUGGAUUGGUCCAUUUCACAGACUGCACCGCACAGCAGCAGGCUGGACCAGCAGCAAAGCAGCUGGAUGUCGCAGAAACGUGUCCUUCCAGAGGAAGAGAGGAGGGAGCUGCGGAUCUGGAUGAGAAGGAAACAGAGGGCAAACCUGGCUGUUUAUCAGAAACACAGAGAGAGCCUAAGGGAGAGGGAGCACAAACCUUUUCCUAACUCAGGAGCAGUGAAAUCAACAAAGAAGAAUCAAGCAACCAAUUGGAGAACCAGAAAGGAAACAGAAAAGUUAAAGCUUCUGGAGCGAUACAAUCAAAGGGCCCGUGAAGCCUGGUCUCUGGCCAGUGACGUUCCGAGCAGCACUGUAACCCUACGCACCGCUUCUCAGACUGAAGGUUUACCAGUGCUUUUCACUACAAGACCCACCUAUGCUCCAGCCCCUGGUAGCACUCACAGGGCUCACAGUGGGUCUGAUAAAGUAAGUCUUAAGUUAGGACAAGCCCAACCCUCCCUUCGUCCAUGGACUGCUGAGAAUCAGGGACGACAUUCAGAGGAUUACCGCAGGAGACUGGGACUACAUAGACCAGUUACUUCUCUGCCAAGGGACCGUCUGUCUCAGGUGACCAGGCGUGGCAUGCUCACACAGACAAAGAGCAACCCUAAACUGCCCACAGUUAGCCAGAGUGAGGAACGACCUGUCGGACAACAGAGAAAGACGGGGCCAAACGAAGGUCCUUUAAGAGGGGCUGCUGUAGAGAGAGGGAACCUGAGGGAGCAGAUGUGGAUGGAAGAGGAGAACCUUAGGGGGCCAACUUCCCAAAUGAAUAGACUGCUAGAAAACGAAGAGUCUGACAUGGUAAUGGCUGGACUGGGCGAUGAGCAGGAGGAUGGUGCGACAGCUGGUGAUUUUGCGAUGGACUGGCUGGACAACCUUUCUGAGAGCGCCGGCAGCACCCUCAGCAAAAUAGACUGGGCAGCUAUAGAGAGGAUGGUGGCUGCAGAGAAAGUUUGAGCAAUACCACAAUCACACUUCAAUGGUACUAUAUUACCGGACAAACACUACAAGAUUGUAUUUUGCUAUGGAAUAUACUGUUUUAUUAAUUUAAAGCAAGACAAUAUCAAGUACAAUGUAUAUAUGUUUAUUAAAUUAGAUACGAUCAGCAGUGAUAUUUGUCAACAAAUAUUAUUAUUUUUAUUAAUAAAGUACGACAAAUCGAUUUCAUUUCCACAUAUUAUUUGCAUUAGAGUAUUUGCACAGUUGUCUUCUUGAAGAUUGCCAUUUUUGUGUAUGUUUUUCUACAUUUAUAAUUUAUUUUAGUUCGGACUUCACUAUAAAAUAUCUGGAUUUAAGUGUUUCAAAGCUGUUUACUGUCAUUUUUAUUGUUUUAAUUUUUGACUGUGUAGCCCUUAAGAAAGAGAGAGAUUUAUUGUGACCGUUUUCUAAUAAAACGUCCAACUUUUGA